Messenger RNA from Coregonus sp. 'balchen', 1586 nucleotides. The record is from the annotation of a GenBank genome assembly. Lineage: Eukaryota; Metazoa; Chordata; Actinopteri; Salmoniformes; Salmonidae.
GAGAAGGUUCUGAUCGUGUACGCCCACCAGAGUACUGGGUCAUUUAACGCUGCAGCUAAAGAUGCAGCUGUGACAGCUCUGACUGCUCAGGGCUGUAAGGUGGAGGUGUCUGACCUCUACGCCAUGAAGUUUAAAGCCUCUGCUACUGUUGAUGACAUCACUGGUAACAGUCUGAACCAUGCGUUACUUCAUUACAGUAGUGAAUGAUAAGUGUAUAAGCUUGAGUGCCUAUUAAAUGCUUAAGGUCACAACAAUUUUCUGUUGGCAAGAGCUUUUUCUUUUCUACCUCAACUUGCUUAGUCUCAGUCUGUUAUGAUUUAUCAGGGGAGGUGAAGGAUGCUGAGCACUUCCAGUAUGGAGAGGAGACCAUGCUGGCAUGGAAGGAGGGCCGACUCUCUGCUGAUAUCACUGAGGAACACUGCAAACUCUCUGAAGCGGAGCUUGUCAUAUUCCAGGUGAUCUCCUGCAGUACUGUGAAGUGUCUUAGGCUUACGUUGAUGAAGCCAAUUUUCCUAUCCUCAUUUUAAGUGUAGAGCCUUUAGUGCUUUUUGGAUGGUGGCUGAAAUGCACCCAUUCCAGGUACUGGUUUUUGACUAGUGUCUCAUCUCUCAGUUUCCUAUGUACUGGUUCACUGUUCCUGCCAUCAUGAAGGGCUGGAUGGACCGGGUGCUCACACUGGGAUUUGCCUACACCUCAGAAAAGAGGUACAGCCAGGGCAUCUUCAAGGUAGGGGAUGCAUGUAGGGCCUAUGUAGAUUACAUUUUCAACCAGCAAUGAUCAAGAAAUGACUCAGAUUUUGUUCUUACUGUUACAUCAGCUGUUGUACAAUGACACAGGAGACAUUUACUGCAAUGGGCUUUUUAAUAACACCACAAAUAGUUGGUUUACAUGCUUCUUCAAGGUUUCUCCCAUUCUGUGGUCCAUUCAUAUCAAUGUCUCCUCACCUUGUUUCCCUCCAGGACAAGAAAGCCAUGCUGUCCUUCACCACUGGAUCCCAGGAGUCUAUGUUCAGUGCCAAUGGUAUCAAUGGAGACAUGAAUGUCACCCUGUGGCCACUGCAGGUAUGUUAGGCUUGGCUGACACUACCAGCAUGUAGACUGCUGUACUGCAACGUGCUUUAGCUUUCUAUAUGUUAUCUCCACUGGAUGUCUGCUUUUAUUAUAAGCAUUUGACUUCCAGGUUGGAAAGUGCUAAUUUUAAUGAUUGGAGGACUGCUUCAGUUGGACAAAUCAAUUCAUGUUUUAUAUACUUUGGCAUGGUUAUUGAAUAAGUUCAUUCCCUCUCUUUAGAACGGCAUCCUGCACUACUGUGGUUUCCAGGUUCUGGCUCCUCAGAUCUUCUGGGCUCCACCCCACAUCCCCGCUGAGGCUCGGGACAGCAUGCUGGAGGCAUGGCGCACACGGCUGCAAGGGCUUCUGGGAGAAGUACCGCUUACUUUCACACCCUCUGACAGCUUUGAUGGUGGGAGGGGCUUCCAGCUCAAAGAGGAUGUCCAGGAGAAGCACUCAGCCAAUGCGUUUGGCCUGUCUGUCGGAAUCCACCUGGGCAAGCCCCUCCCACCCAACAGCCAGCUCAAAGCUGGGGUG